Pichia membranifaciens NRRL Y-2026 is the source of this 1868-nucleotide messenger RNA. RefSeq lists its product as hypothetical. The record is from RefSeq and is a predicted model, not a curated record. NCBI's taxonomy places the organism in Eukaryota, Fungi, Ascomycota, Pichiomycetes, Pichiales, Pichiaceae. Gene Ontology annotation, molecular function: protein binding. The transcript is spliced from 2 exons. Bases 1 to 1566 code for a protein of 521 amino acids.
AUGUGGAUUGUUGAUGUUCAGCUUCCGUUAGAUAACACCGACUUGGCAUCUACGGGUACCAGGUCCAUCCCGCUGAAGAAAGGGGUCACAUACAAACUUGGGCGAUCCGAUGAUUGUGACAUUCCUUUGAACCUGAGGAAAGUGUCACGGCUACAGACAGAAAUGGUGGUACUCGACGACCGAAGGUUAAGACUUAUGAACAAGGGCCAUGCUACAUGGGUGUAUGGCUCAGGAAAGGAACUCAAGGGCGGCUGCAACGAUUCUUUGACGUUGGCCAAAAACACCGUCUUGAAGCUCCGGUCUUCCGACUGGAAGUUUGAGUUUUUCAGAGUCGGCGACUUGAAGGUUUCAGCAAUGCUGAAGGCAAAGAUACAGAACAUAGAUUUUAUUCAAGUGUCUCCAGAAUUGAAGCAGUUGGAAUCGGUGCUUAUAAACGGCACUGUCGAGCGUAUUAAGCACCCGGACGCGUGGGCAAAGAAGCUAAGUUCACGAGAUUGGGAAACAACUGGCGGGUUGGCUGAUUGUCUGAUACCAGAGGUAGAACACAGUAAGACUGUAAUAAAUCUUGACGACGAGAUACCUGAAGAUGAAGUAGCAAAGGAAAAAAAGGGAGAUUCAAUGGCAAAGACAACGACCACAAAUAAAAAGGAUAUCGGGAUUGUCGAUAUCAAACCUUUCCCACUACAGCUAAGCAAUAGAGAGGCGAAACGUAGCCGAAAAAGCCAGUUGGAGAAAAUGUUUGACGAAAUGGACGAUUUGGAUGACCUGGAAACAUACACAUCGCAAAGCACGCAGAAAAACAAGGUCAGUCAAAUCCCUAGUGUCAGCACCAAUAUUUCGAUUGCCACUCCACCGAAAACCUCAAGCACAACUGGAUCAACCUUGAAUACGGUCAGCAAGGACUUGUCUAAGCUGAACCUGAAGAGAAGUGCCACACCGGAGGAAACCAAUGUCCCUUCGAAAAAAUCGAGAGUGACCUCUAGCAAGAGCUUGUCUCCGAAUCCUACGCCGUCCAAUGCCCAUUUGGCAGAGGUGUUCAAAAGAACAAAGCAGAUGAAGAUGGACAAGAUUUCUGAAGACGAAAAAUUGCUGCAUACCCUUCAGGGAAGAAAUAACGAUUCAAGUGUAGUGAAAAUCAAAAAGUUCCAGGUGAACUUUCAAGGUGGCUCAAAUCCGAAAGUUUACUCGAACUUUAGAAUGGCGUAUGGAAGUGACCCUCGGUGGGAGAAUCGCCUCAACUAUUCCAAGUUUGCAAAAACUACGACUGGCUCUGAAUACAACCCAAUUAUGGAUAGCACGAUUAAAACGGUCAAAUUUAAAACUUCCAACUAUAAAUCUAACGAGCUUCAAGUGAAUCUCAACCAGCACGACGACAUCAUUCCGGAAUUGGAUAGCAUGUUUGGCGAUGGUUCCGCAGCAGCUCCUCCAUCGGAACAGUUUCCAAGUCGAAAGAGAAGACGAGAGACAACGUUGUUUGUGGACAGCGACGACGAAGGCUCCCAGGCCAUCGAUGCCCAUGAGUCGUUCCGUGACACUGUUACAUCGCACAACAACAAAUUUCCGUGAUAACUAUUCAGCCAAUGAGGGCGACGACGACGAUACCCCCGUGUUCAAAUCUCGCAGACGAUAAGAAUCAUUUCUUCCGCUCAUUCUUCCAUUUGUACACUACCUGACCGUCCUUGGUGAUUUUCUUCUUCGAUCCCGGUUUCAUUAGCUCCCUUUGUAACUGUAGCUUACUUUUCACGUCUUUCAAUUUCUUCUCUCUUUCAAUCCUUUGCUUUAAUACAUCCAGUUCCCUUCUUUUGUAUGCCAACGACUCUUCGAGCGAUUCUGUGUCCUGAGACAAACUCUUGUUUGAGCUGAGUAGC